Octopus sinensis (East Asian common octopus) is the source of this 2541-nucleotide messenger RNA. Its product is annotated as hsc70-interacting protein. The transcript has a single exon. Lineage: Eukaryota; Metazoa; Mollusca; Cephalopoda; Octopoda; Octopodidae. The coding region runs from base 119 to 1243 and encodes 374 amino acids. Gene Ontology annotation, molecular function: protein dimerization activity; Hsp70 protein binding. The record is from RefSeq and is a predicted model, not a curated record.
UAUCAGACCAUGCUGUUAUUUAGCCUCGAUCCAGGUUGUAGUCAGAUGUGAUUUUUUUUUCUCGAAAUUCUUGGUUUUUUUGCUCCAUUUUUCCCUCUUGAAAGUAAUUCACUGCAACAUGGAAUUGUCUCCUGAACAUCUCAAACAACUGCGUUCUUUCGUAGAAGCAUGCAAACUAAAUCCUAAUCUUUUAUAUAUGCCAAAUUUGGAAUUUUUCCGUCGUUGGAUUGAAGAAAUGGGAGGAAAGAUCCCGGCCAAGACCGAGGAAGCCCCUAAAGCUCCUCCGAAAGAAACUCCACCACCUGCAGAAGCCGAGGAACCAAAACAAGAGGCAGCCAGCGAAGAAAAUGUGUCCGAAGAAAGUGAAGAGAGUGAAAUUGAAUUGGAUAAUUCUGGUGUUGUGGAAGAUGACGAAGAUUUCGACCAAAAGUUUGGGGAUGAAACCCUGGAAAUUACCGACGAAAUGAUUGAACUGGCAAAUGACAAACGCAAUGAGGCUUUAGAUGCCAUGGCCAACGGAGAUUACGAAAAAGCUAUCGAAUUAUUGACCAUUGCUAUUCAGAACAACCCGACAUCGGCCAACCAGUAUGCCAAGAGGGCCUCCGUCUUCAUCAAAAUGCUAAAACCUAACGCUGCUAUCAGAGAUUGUGAGAAAGCCAUUCUACUCAACCCAGACUCAGCACAGCCUUAUAAAUGGCGAGGCAAGGCCCAGGGUUUGUUGGGUAAAUGGGAACAGGCUUACCAAGAUCUCUCUACUGCUUGUAAACUUGACUACGAUGACGAUGCUUACAAAAUGUUACAAGACGUCACCCCAAAUGCCAAGAAGAUCCAAGAACACAGGCGUAAGUAUGAAUUGAAACGUGAAAUGAAAGAAAUGAAACAGCGGAAAGAAAGAAUUCGUAAAGCCAGGGAGGAAUACGAAAAGGCUAAAGGUCAGUCUGGAUCAAGUGGCACAGGUGCUUCCACUGGAGGCGGCUUUGGCAUGCCCGGGGGUUUCCCUGGUUUCCCAGGAGCUGGUGGUCCGGGUAGUGGACCGGGUGGCAUCGAUAUCUCUCAACUCCUCAGCGACCCUGAUAUUUGUUCAGCACUUCAAGAUCCAGAAAUCGCUGCAGCAUUCCAAGACGUCAGUUCCAAUCCAGCCAACAUAGGUAAAUAUCAAAAUAAUCCUAAAGUUCAAAAAGUGAUUAACAAACUUGCUGCUAAAUUCGGUGCCCCUAAUCCUCCUCAGGGGGGCAGUUUCUAAGACAGUAUCAAGCAGCUUGCAUGUUUAUCCUCCUCAUUUAGCUUGCAGUUGCAUUUGAGCUGUAAUAUUGAUUGAUAUUUCCUGCAAGUGAGCGAACUGUUGUAGUUCUGUCGCAGACAUUUUACUCCACUGAAGCUGUCAAUAUACACAUAAAACAGUAAUUCCAGAGAAAAACCACUACACAUGCUAGACAAACGACCCCGAACUGCUGUUACAACACCAAAAGUUGUACCUUAUUUGCAGUUGCUCACUUUAUCUCUCUCUUUCUUUCUCUCUCUCUCUCUCUCCACAACAACCUGUCCACCUCUUUGCUUUUGCCUUUCUCUCACAAAAGCCAUCCCCCCUUUCAAUUCCAUACAAAAAUACAUUCUACCAAUUUAUCUGUAUUUUUCUACUGUUUUAUUACUUUAAUUAACAUUGGUUUAUCUCAAAUCUUUGACCAACCACAAAAUAACUUUCGUUAAUAGAGAAGAUGAGGGUUUCUUUUUUUUUCUUCUUUUUUUUCCCUUUUUAUGUUUGGGGUCCUUUUAUGUUCUGUCUCAAGCAUUGACGUAAAAUACUUUUUUCCUAAGUUAUAUAUAUUCUGUCUUGAAAUGUUAAGAAACAUUUUCCUUUUUUUUAUAUUCGACUUGCUAGAAAUAGCAGCCAAACUACAUCCUGCUGUCUUGAAGGAACACGUUCAAUAAUGUUUGUCCCAGGUUGACUACCUGGGGGAAAAAAAAAGAGGGGAUGGUCACAGCUGGAAUGCCUUUCAUGCGGGCUGACCAGGGGAGGGGACUGAACAGGAUUUGGGGAGCCAGACCUCGCUGAAGUCAACUUUACUUUUCAUCCUUCUAAGGUUGCUAGAAGACGGUGCCAACUCUGUCCUGGGGUCGAUGCCAUCGACUAAUCCCUUCCCCUCAAAAUUGCUGGCCUGUAAGUAAAUUAGAAACGACCAUUACUAAUAAUAAUAAUAAUAAUAAUCAAUAGUUAAAACUUCCUGAAAUGUUUUGCAAUUUCUAGCUUCAAUAAGUUUUCUUUAAUGUCCCAACCGGGACGGGCAACCUCGGGUUUACCAGAACCUUCUAUGUUUACAAAUAGAAUUUAAAUGAAUAAUGCUCCCUCAUGUCAAUAGCUAGCUGUCUUGCAAUAUACACUGCACACGUAUUUGCAUGUGCGGUGCAUUUUGCCCCUCUCGCAGUUAGGGGUUUACUUUGCAGUGUCAGCUCACCCAGACUCUUUCCUAAAACUGCUCGUGUAGGCCCAUCACAUUUCUUUUUCACCGAAACAAUGUUUAUUGAUCUCUCAAGAGAAGAAAA